AUAGCGUUGCUUUAAAGCGCUUCAAAGUUCAGAAGGAUCAAAUCAACUCGAAAAGUGACAACGAGGAACUGUCAACCACGACUCUGUUUUGGUUGAGAGAUUCCUCAUAGUUUCAGCGUGAAGGGAGAACCUUUAGCAAAGGCUACUUGUAGAAUUAGUUAAGUCAAACACUUUGCAGCAUUCAGCAGCCAUGGAGUUGGGAUUACCCUGUUGGACAUCACUUUGGGGAAAGAAGCUCAUGCUUUGGGUUUUGUCUGUUCUGUUUUACAUAGCUAGAGCUAAAGGUGAGAUGUCCCAUGGCCAUGCCACAAUGAGUGUUUCACCCCCCCACCUGUACUAUACCUGUCCUGAGGGUGCAAAUGUCAAAAUGGUGUGUACCCAGAGAGGUGCCCCCUUGCACCCCAAAGAUGCAGUGAAGCACAUCUGGCUUUUCACGCCUCACAGUGACCAGCACUGCACGGGACGGUUGGGCCCACGCAAUAUUACUAUCGGUGGUCAUUCCCAUGGUAACCACACCGUUCCAGCAGGGUUGCAAACUGGAUAUGCAGAGCAUGACUUCUGGGUGGCUCUUCAGAAUGUGACCCAUGCUGACCAGGGUCGCUACUGCUGUAUGGUCAUGGAACUCAAGGUGGAUCAUAAACAUGUUACCCCUAUGCAGAGACUGCACAGCCACGUCAUUCUCCAAGUCACACCAAAGAGAAAUGGAUCUCAAACUUGCACUGUCUGGGAUCCCACACCACCUGGAGGCUCUGUGCCGGUGGCCUUGGCUGUAGCAGCCUGUGUCUUGGCUCUGCUUUCUCUGCCUGUCAUUCUGGUGCUUGUGUACAAACAGAGGCAGAAUGCCCAUUCAAGCAGACGUGCACAAGAGCUGGUGAGGAUGGACAGUGAGGCUCAUGGCCACGAGAACCCAGUGUUCCUUGGGGGAUCACCGCAGAUUAAGACCCGUACCGUGUCUCAGAUCAUGGCCAGGCAAUCUUCAGAGACAGGACGCCACCUGUUGUCUGAGCCAGGAACCCCCCUUACUCCUCCUGCACAUGGGGACGUAUUCUUCCCAAUAGAAGACACCAUCCUUGAGUCUCCAGAGUUGCUGCAAAUUUGAAGUGCUAUAACUGCUGAUCUGGAGACAGUGCUGCAACUGUCUUCCACUUCCCUCUGCCUCCAGAGCAAUGUUACCUCACAGUAACCUCUGAUGGGAUUGUCGUCUGUACAUUGUCUGGACCGCAGGAGGGAAUGGACUCCAUUUUUUUUUUUCAUAAACUAUUUCCACCUACAACAACAGCUGGAAGCCAAAAGCCAACAUUUGCUUGUGAGCACUUUUGUUGUGGUAGGGGCUGCGUUUGUGUGUGACAUCUCACUCACACUGACGAUGGCCAACAGGUGCCCGAUGGUUGAGAACAAAAAAUCUUUUGAGGGCGGGGGUCCCACCAUGUGCAGGUGUAGCAUGGUAAGAACGAGAAACAGGUUGUGUGGCCUGCAAGGCAGCUUUCAUACCUAACUUGUUUGGUGCAGUUCAGACAAACUAGAAAGUGAAUCAGAAAGUGAGAAAGGGUUUCAACAUAAGUGUGUGCUGCUUGCAUCUUGCAUUCUAUAUAAUUUGGCAGUUCAUAGCAUAGUGGCCACAAUGACAAGCCCUCAGAUUAUAUUAUAAUACAAUACGCCUUGUUUCUGUAAGUGUCCUGCUUGUUGAUCAUUAUUCAUGACAACAGUAAUAAUUAAUUCUGUUGAUGAUUAAUUGGAAUUUAUUAUUUAUGCGUCAGCUCAUGUGACAUCAUGACAUCAAAGUGUGAAAGCGACUUAAGGCUCCCUCUCACCCCUGUCACUGUAAUGAAGUGCUCUAACAGCUUCAUACCAAAGGAGGCUCAGUUGUCAGAGAAGUCCCAGUAUUCUCGUGUAACUUCACAGUAAUUUGUUUUUAUGGCAUUACACUGUUCCUCUAUCGUUUCCACUUGGCCUCAGCUUCAUUUCUCUUUUCCCUUUCCUACCUCAGUUACUGUCAGCUGUGUUGUGCUAAAUACUCUCUUGCUUCCUGUGCUCUCAGAAUCACAGCACUUCACAGUGGCCUUAAAUGUACUCAGAAAGUGCUGAAAAGUUUAUUUAGUAUUUAGAAAAUUAUGUUGGUUGUUUUUGAAUAUAGCUGGUUAAGAAUAGUGUUCAUUUUCAUGUACAGUUUGAUAAUUAAGAAUAAAAUGUCUGUAGAGUUUGUCCUGAAUGUAGUACAGAUUCUUAAUGAAAAAAAAAUGCCAACAGUUUAAUCACUGCCAUAUCAAUGCUGUUAAGGGAAUCUUUUUUUCUUGAUUUAAUUGUUGUUAGUAUUCAUUUAUAUUUUGGAAUGUGCAAUGGGUUAAUAAGUAAUGAAAAAAUUAAAAUUUAGCACAGGUGUGGAGCUGGGUGGCGCUGAUACCAAAUCAUAUCAGAGUGGAUUGUGAUACAGCGAUAUUGUUACUUAGUCUAUGUCUGUGUGUGACUGUGAGAAACCACUGGUGGUAUUUUUCACAUUGAGGUAAAAUGUGUACAGCAGGUGCUCGGCUGAGACCAUCAGUCAGAUGUGUAGCAGGUGUAUGUAAGUUUUUUUUUCCUAAGAUUUAAAUACUUUUAUAUCAAGAUCUUAUGUUUAAGUAUUUUUUUCCUGUGUGUGUGUGUGUGUGUGUGUGCUGACAAAUAUUGGGUUAUAGUUUCAGGAAAAAUGUUGUGGUCUGGUUUAAAUGUGUGUAUGCAUGUGUUUUAUACUGUACAAAGCUUGUUUUAGCUAUAAACACAGAGCCAUAUUGUGACAGCACGUUUGUUCUGUAUAUUGCAUUUAAAUUGUCUUGGUUGUAGCUUGUGUAAUAAAGUGGAGCUCUUAAACCUUAAA
Messenger RNA from Scatophagus argus, 2851 nucleotides. RefSeq names its product V-set immunoregulatory receptor (gene vsir). The transcript has 7 exons. Bases 191 to 1099 code for a protein of 302 amino acids. Gene Ontology annotation, biological process: positive regulation of regulatory T cell differentiation; negative regulation of CD4-positive, alpha-beta T cell proliferation; regulation of immune response. The record is from RefSeq and is a predicted model, not a curated record. NCBI's taxonomy places the organism in Eukaryota, Metazoa, Chordata, Actinopteri, Scatophagidae. Gene Ontology annotation, cellular component: plasma membrane.